CUACCGCGUGGCCCAAACAAGCAAAAGCCCAUCCGAUACACGCACACUGCCGCAGAAGCCUAGCCCCCCUGCGCCUCUUCCCCAAUCCCCAUGGCGAUCGGCUCCGGCGGCGGCGGGAGCUGGAGCAUCCACGGCCGCGCCGACGUCGCCUCCCGUUAUGAUGUCCUUGGCCGUGCUGGCUCCGGUGCCUAUGCCGACGUCUACUGCGGCCGCCGCCGCUCCGACGGCGCCGCCGUCGCGCUCAAGGAGGUUCACGACGCCGUCAGCGCCCGCCGCGAGGCCGACGCCCUCCUCGCCGUCUCUUCCCCCCACGUCGUCGCGCUCCUCGACCACUUCCCCGGCGGAGACUGCGACGACGACGUCCUCGUCCUCGAGUGGCUCCCACUCGACCUCGCCGCCGUCGUGCGCGACGCCAAGCGCCGCGCGGACGGGUGUGGGGGCCACGGCAUCCCCACCGCGCAGCUCAAGCGGUGGAUGCUGCAGGUGCUAGAGGGCGUCGCCGCGUGCCACCGCGCCGGCAUCGUGCACCGCGACCUCAAGCCCGCAAACCUGCUCAUUUCCGAGGACGGGGUGCUCAAGGUCGCCGACUUCGGUCAGGCCAGGAUACUUCAGCAGACAGGACCUACUUAUGAUAUGCACCCAUGUGAGCAAAGUUCUGGUGUGGAGCCUUGCAUUUCAGAACACCAAGCAGCGUUACAAGGGGCAGCGGAGGAACCACCGUCUCACGAACCAGACAUUCAUGCAGGUCAGGAGCCUGAGACACUCACUGCUGCUGACUACCUACGUGAGCUGGACCAACUCCGGGCCAAAUCCACCGACAUCGACAAAAUGAGCCUGCAGGACGGAAAUGCCUCCUGUCUUGCGACAUGCAGCACAGGAGACAUCGAAGAUGAUCCAUUCCGAACCUCCUACUCAUAUGAUUUGGAAGGAGUAAUGGGGGAAGACUCUGGUGCCUUCACUUCCUGUGUUGGUACAAGGUGGUUCAGGGCUCCUGAGCUCCUAUACGGGUCAACAAACUACAGGCAGGAGAUUGACCUCUGGUCACUGGGAUGUAUUUUGGCUGAGCUGCUGAAUUUGGAGCCUAUAUUCCCAGGGAUAUCGGAUAUCGAUCAGAUUGGUAGAAUCAUCAGUGUACUGGGCAAUAUCACAGAAGAAACCUUUCCAGGCUGUUCAAAUUUGCCAGAUUACAAUAAGAUUUUCUUUAACAAAGUUGAGAAGCCAAUGGGCCUUGAAGCAUGUCUGCCCAAUAGGUCUGCUUCUGAGGUUAGCAUCAUAAAGCAGCUACUUUGCUAUGACCUAGCAAAGAGGGCCAGUGCUGCUGACCUGCUGAAUGAUCUGUACUUUACGGAAGGACCCUUACCUGCACCUAUAGAAGGAUUACAAGUUCCGGCAUCAAAGGAUGAGGAUGAUGACAGCUCUAUGGAAGAAUGGGCAAAUUACAAGGAUGGCGGUUCAGAUUCAGACUUUGACGAAUUUGGUGGCAUGGGUAUCACCAAAACUGACAAGGGUUUCAGCAUACGCUUUCCAUGAUAAAGAAAGACGCAUGGAGUCCAGAUCAUUGUAUCAUGUCCAAAACAAGACUAUAUCAUGUUAUGUAGCUACACUGAAGUAGAAAUUGCUGUCAACAUAGAUGAAUACUUCAGUCAGAGAUAGAUGAUUGGACCAUGUUGUAUGGAAUGUUGAUAAGUUUUUACAUUUUAGUUUUUAUGAACUUUGUGAUUCUUUGUACAACAGAACCAGUUUUCUCCUGGCAUUAAUAAAACUGUGGUAAUUUAAAGUGCCUGUCCAUGCAUGCACUUCC
This is a messenger RNA of Phragmites australis (common reed), 1801 nucleotides long. RefSeq names its product cyclin-dependent kinase F-1. Gene Ontology annotation, biological process: protein phosphorylation. The coding region runs from base 91 to 1530 and encodes 479 amino acids. Lineage: Eukaryota; Viridiplantae; Streptophyta; Magnoliopsida; Poales; Poaceae. Gene Ontology annotation, molecular function: ATP binding. The record is from RefSeq and is a predicted model, not a curated record. Gene Ontology annotation, cellular component: nucleus. The transcript is spliced from 2 exons.